AUGGCUUUGAUACACGCAAGCAUGGAAUACAAAAACGAAGGGCACAGUGGCGUGAACCAGCUCGGGGGUAUCUUCGUGGGCGGCCGCCCGUUACCCGAUUCGACGCGCCAGCGGAUCGUGGAGCUGGCGCACGCGGGCGCCCGACCAUGUGACAUAUCGCGCAUCCUGCAAGUUUCCAACGGCUGUGUCAGCAAAAUCCUGGGACGAUACUAUGAAACCGGAAGCAUCCGGCCCCGUGCCAUCGGAGGAUCGAAGCCGCGCGUGGCGACGCCCGAGGUUGUGAACAAAAUUUCCCAGUUCAAAAAUAACUGCCCCAACAUUUUCGCCUGGGAAAUCCGGGACAAGCUACUGAACGAGCGUAUCUGCACACCGGAGAACAUACCGAGCGUUUCCUCAAUCAACCGGGUCCUGCGCAACCUGACGGCCCAGAAGGAGUUUAGCAAAAAGCCACACACACAGGACGCGCUCAGCGACGGGCAGGUGGUGAACUAUUUGCCCGCCGGCAAGUCGCUCAACGACGCCCAGUUCAUCCACUACAAGUACGGCGACGGCUGCCGGGCGGUGCAGAGCGGGGCGGAGUCGGGUAACCCGGGGUUCAUGAAGCACUGCUUCACCAACCUGGACGCUGCCUCCGCCGCCGCCGCUGCUGCCGCCGCCGCGGCCGCCGCUUCCUCGGGCACACCGAAGCAAACGUUCGUCGACAGCGACACGGAGCGGCUGAGCCUGAAGCGGAAGCUACAGCGCAACCGGACCUCGUUCACCGUCGAUCAGAUCGAGUUUCUCGAGAAGGAGUUCGAGCGAACGCACUACCCGGACGUGUUCUCGCGCGAACGGCUCUCGUCGAAAACCAACCUCCCAGAGGCCCGGAUACAGGUGUGGUUCUCCAACCGGCGGGCCAAGUGGAGGCGCGAGGAAAAGCAACGAUCGCAGGCCGUGUCCGAGGGCUCAUCGUCGGCAGCGGCGGCGGCGGCUGCAGCUGCAGCGGCGGCCGCGGCGGCCGUACAGAAUGCGUCCAUCUCGUCCUGCUCGCUUAACCUGGCCGCACCGCUCGUGACGCACGUGUACGACUCGAACAUGUGCGUCGAGGACUCGAACAGUAACUACCUGAGCAAAACGUACCCACUGGAGUCGUCCUUCCAGAGCCUGGAGGCGCUCAAGUCGGCGGCCCCACCCACCGGCGGCGGCCAGCACCCGGUGGUGGUGCAGCAGCAACACUCGCCCGCCGCCAUGUCGUUCAAGCUGGCGUUUCCCAACGCACCGGCCAACGGGGGAGAUGUCGGUGGGCCGAACGGCGGUGGUGGUGGUAGCAGCGGUAACGCGGCUGGCAGUGAUGGUGGCGGUGGCGGCGGCGGUGCCCCCGUCAGUUCCGCUCCGACGCUCGAUGCGUCCACCUGCUCGAACCUGAUGGGCACCGUUUCACUAAGCAAUAGCAGUAGCUUCUCACACGUACCUACCUCGGAUGAUAAGUCGUUGUACAAUCACUUUGCCUACUCGGCCGCCGCCGCCGCCAACAUGCACCACAGCUACACGGCCGCGGCCGCCGCCGCCGUCGAUCCGUCCUACAACGGGAUGUACUUGAAGAACCAGCUGUACAACCUGCCCCCGAACGCCGGCGUCCUCAGCUUCCAGUCGACGCUCGAGUGGAACAAAAGUUAAUGGCA
Messenger RNA from Anopheles cruzii, 1661 nucleotides. RefSeq names its product paired box protein Pax-6-like. Gene Ontology annotation, molecular function: DNA-binding transcription factor activity, RNA polymerase II-specific; RNA polymerase II cis-regulatory region sequence-specific DNA binding. Gene Ontology annotation, biological process: anatomical structure development; regulation of transcription by RNA polymerase II. Bases 1 to 1656 code for a protein of 551 amino acids. The transcript is spliced from 7 exons. The record is from RefSeq and is a predicted model, not a curated record. Lineage: Eukaryota; Metazoa; Arthropoda; Insecta; Diptera; Culicidae.